Messenger RNA from Diaporthe batatas, 2448 nucleotides. RefSeq lists its product as uncharacterized. The transcript has 2 exons. The record is from RefSeq and is a predicted model, not a curated record. Gene Ontology annotation, molecular function: protein binding. Lineage: Eukaryota; Fungi; Ascomycota; Sordariomycetes; Diaporthales; Diaporthaceae. The coding region runs from base 1 to 2448 and encodes 815 amino acids.
AUGGACGCAUCACCUCAGUCACCACCUGCACGAGCGAAGGCUCAAACACCGCAGCUGGAACGAAUUCUCAAUACCGAACGUGACAAGCUUCUCACUGUUGUUCGAGAGCAUGAAACGAAAAUCGACUCUUUGAAAAGAUCCUUCAAAGAAAGCCAACAGGCUCUCAUCGACAACGUCGAAGAUGCCUUGAAUAAGUCAUACCAGAACAGAGAUGAGAUCGAACGUAGACUACAAGAAGAGCAACAGCGUGUGGCCGAUUUGACUAAAAAGCUUGACGAGACCAAGAACAACGAAGUGACGACCAUGCUCGCUUUUGAGAAGCGCAAUCAUGGAUUGACCAAGAUUGAUCUUUGCCAGUCAAAGAGCCAGCUAGCAGAGUCGUUGCGUCGUGUUGUGGACCUUGUUGGGAACUUGAAUGCCACGGAACGGGAUAACAGUGGCCUUCGGCGAAAAUGCAACAGGCUUUCUACUACAAUUGAGGCUAUCAACGAGAGCAAGGCCCUUGUUGAAGGUGAGCUCGAGCUGAGCAGGAGCGAAUCCGCAGACAUCCAACAACGCUUGAAGACUGCUGAGCAACGAAAUAUGCGUCUUGAGGCUGAUCUUAAAGUCGCUACAGAGCGAUACUCGGGUGCUGAGGUGGAGUUGAGAACUUUCAAGUCUCUGUUCAACCGUAUCAACGACGACAUGAGUUCUUUGGCCCCUUCCUCUGCACAGCAGCCAACCGUGACCCAAUCGAAGUCCUCCACCCCUGUCCCUGGUGAACAGGGCAGUGCGGAGCACAGAGCGUCUAGAUUACGAACGGAUGACUCCGUCGCCCGUCCUCAGCACUCUGACCAUCAAGCCAGUAGCAGCGCUACGAGAAACAAGCUGAUCGUUAGGCUGCGCUGUAACAGCAUUUUGGACGAGGUCAUGGACACGACGCAGAACUGGGGCUCCAACCAAUAUUUUCUGAAUGCUAUGGACCCGCUUACCCUCGCAAGUCGUGAUGCCAAGGUCGGGCCAAUGAACCUCGGCACCAUGAAAGAGAAGCUUGCCGAGGGGGCUUAUAAUUCGUUCACUUCUUUCAAGGCAGAUUUCGACUCCAUGAUUGCCGAUGCCAAGAGGCUGAACACCCCUCAAAAUGCCGUCCGCAUUGCAGCUGAGCAAUUGUCGGAGAUAUUUGACCGGGCGUUCUCUUCCCAGCCCGUAUCUCACGGACCCCCGGAACAUGCGGGACCGGCUGAAGGAGCAAGCGGCAAUAAGCGAAAGGCCGGAACUGAUACUCUGGCCUCCGAGGAUGUGCAUGCCCAGAAGCGACGUUCACUCCCUCCUCCCAAGCAUGCCGUCAACCGUGCCACCCUGCGAGACCCGGCCCACGCUGCCCAGUCCAAGGACAUCUCCAAUGGCACCAAACAGACUGACGCGCAGCCUGUGAAACGCAAAUUGUGGACCGGUGCGCGUAUACAUAUGGACGCAACCCUAUCGACCGUGGCUCAGCUUGUCAGUGUAACCAAGACGCCGGACACCGUGACGGGACAUUGGAAAUCAUUGGUGCCCGAUGAGUAUUGGGUUACAAGUCAUGCUGUGAAAGACCCCAUAAGCGACAAAAUGACAUUCCUCAUACACUGCGAUGGCAUCAACUCUUUAGAUGUAAUUAUACUCAGGCUGAUGCCCACGGCUGAAACGGACAAGCCCGAAUUCGAUCGAGUCUUCAACCACUUCCUCCAGAGGGAACGCUUCGCUAACGUCAGUCAUGCUCAGACUCCAAAUGUCGUUUCAAUUUACCUCAUACCAGCAUCAAAGGCAGAUGGGUACCCCUACUUCUUCCCAACGCUGGAUGCAGAUCUUCUUCCACCCAACCGGACCGAGGAUGUGCUUUUCAUGGUGAUCAUCUUUCGCGUAGCAUCCGACCGGCAGAUCGAAAUCCGAGAUGCAUGGGAUGAGCGAAUGAAGGCUGUCAGUUACCAUCACCGUGGUGGUCUUGCCUCCAUGCGCAGCAUUCUCGUGCGAAACCACCUCACCGCCUUUAGGAGGGUGCUCUCGAGUGCCGAGAGCCGCCUAGUCGGACUCAGUAACCUGCCCCUAUCCAAUGAAAUACCGCCACCCGAGCUACAAGUUCAUGGUCAAGAUAUCCUCCGACUUUCUUACCUAGCAUGCGACCAAGAUUCACUGCCCAUGGUCAAUGGUGUCGGAGUACCGGAAUGGGUCUUUGUUCUCGGCCGAUUGUGUUGUGUGGCGGAGUGCCAUGGGCUCGUUGUAGUCGAUUUGCAAGACCGGGCCCGGUCUCUUUGGCUGCUUCGCUCCUUUCUUGGCUCCCCUUCGAAGCGGACUAUCACACUGUUGUCAAACUGGUUCCCCCGUUCCUUUGACGAGUGGGACAGGCUUCUUUGUGGCGGGCUUCCCCCAGAAUCAUUCAGAAUAUGCCUCAAAAACACAGGACUGAAGGUGGAGCGCUGCAAAUUUCGCUGA